Podarcis raffonei (Aeolian wall lizard) is the source of this 1034-nucleotide messenger RNA. Its product is annotated as phospholipase A2 inhibitor and Ly6/PLAUR domain-containing protein-like. The record is from RefSeq and is a predicted model, not a curated record. NCBI's taxonomy places the organism in Eukaryota, Metazoa, Chordata, Lepidosauria, Squamata, Lacertidae. The transcript has 6 exons. Bases 225 to 890 code for a protein of 221 amino acids. Gene Ontology annotation, molecular function: phospholipase inhibitor activity. Gene Ontology annotation, cellular component: extracellular region.
CUUAGCGGCUUAGACGGCAGUUAGUGGAGGUAGACUGAACAUCGGCUUCAAGGUGGAGUGCAUUGUGUUCAGCGGGAUUCAGCUAUGAUCAAUCCAUCCCUCCAGCUGUUCGGUUACUCCUGCUGAUGGCAUGUACCUGAACGCAACAUCCACUCGGCAACAGGCCCUUUGAGCCAGAGUAUUGGAUUCACCUUGGUGACAGCUUCUCUGGAUUUCCCAUCACCAUGCAGGAUCUCGUGGGAUUUUUCUUCUUUUUCGCCCUCCUUACAACAGUUGCUUCUUUAGAGUGUGAGAUUUGUUCGAGCGAUGGCACCGACUGUACAGGACCUAAGAAGACCUGCCCUCUGGAGAAAAAUGCCUGCAUGAUCGCAUACACUGAAAAUACUGUAGAUGGAAAAAAGGAACAUACUAUAGACAAAGACUGUGUAACUGCUAACAUCUGUACCAGUUCCGCCAUUGAAUUGUACUUUGGACCUGGAAGAUUCAUGAGGACAGUUGUGUACUGUUGCAUCGAAAAUUUGUGCAAAAAAAUUGAAUCCAAAUUUCCACCGAUUGAAACCAGAAUGAACGGAAAGCAGUGCCCUGCCUGCCACGUGUGGUCGGACACGUGCAAAGAAGAGAUGGUGAACUGCACAGGACACAACGUGUACUGCUUUGACGUGUCUUCGCAUUCACAUGCCCAAACAAGCAGUGUGGACAGAACCAUGAAAGGCUGUACUACUAAGUCUGUCUGUUCCUCAAUAAUAAAUGGCCGCAGUCCCAUUUUGGGAAAUUCUGAUCUGAUUAGGAGGGCGACAUGCAUUCCAGAGGUUUCUCGGGGAUCUCGAUGCUUUGGCUUUCUCCUACCAACCUUCUCUGGGCUCCUCCUGCUCUGGAAGAUCCUCGUGUAAAGGGACCUGCAUGGGGUUGUAUCAGCUCUGCCUUCAAUCAAGCCUUCCACCUAUCUAUAGGCGACUUUUUCAUACUUCAAUUGGGCCUUCCAGAUGGAUUUUCUCUGAUUCACUGAGUGAAAAUAAACCUCAGGUUGAAAUCAA